AUGAAUGCCGUAAUAUUCAACGGACCGCGGAAGAUAGACAUCGAAAAACGCCCAAAGCCCGCUCUCAUAGAUCCUGCGGAUGCUAUUGUCAAGGUGACCUCGGCAGGUAUUUGCGGCUCGGAGCUGCAUAUGUAUCGAGGUCAUCAGAAAACGGCGACAGGGCAUAUUAUGGGUCACGAAUUUGUAGGAUUUAUCGAAGAGGUAGGAUCAGAGGUACAAAAUUUCAACGUUGGUCAAAAGGUAGUUUGUACGUUUUCUCCGGUUUGCAUGUCCUGCUGGUUUUGUCAGCAUGGCUACAGCAAUAGAUGUCCCGAGGGACUGGCACCAUUUGGCUCACAGGGUUUGGCUGGAGGUCAGGCGGAGUACGUUCGGGUACCACUUGCGGACGGCACAUUGAAAUCGACGCCAGAUGGUAUCGAUGACGAACUCUUGAUUAUGAUGUGCGAUAUCUUUCCCACGGGAUACUACGGCGCGAUGAGAGCCAUCGAAUGUUUCCGCUCGGCAGAUCUGGCGAAUGCAAACGCGGUCUUCGUGUGCCUUGGGUGUGGCCCGGUAGGACUCUGUGCCAUCUUGACGGCGCGGUCCAAAGGGGUGAGGACUAUCUACGUUGUCGAUAGCAUCGACGAUAGAUUGGACCAGGCGGCGAAACUCGGUGGUCUUCCGCUCAAGCUGGGUCGGGACGACGUACAAGCGAGAAUUUUGGACGCGACGCAAGGUCGUGGCGCAGACGCAGUCAUUGAAGUUGUUGGAAACAAUGCAGCACUGAGAUCAGCAUUCGAUCUUCUCCGGCCUUGUGGCGUUCUGUCGUCUAUCGGUUUUCACCAGGGGGACCUCCCAUUCACAGCGCUUGAAUGCUACCAGAAGAAUUUGAACAUCAAUUUUGGCCGGGCACCCGUGAGAACAGUCUUUAACGAGGCGAUGGAAGUGGUAGCAGCGAAUAAAGAGAAGCUUGCUAGCAUGGUCACGCAUCGCCUCCCAUUAUCAGAAGCGGCUCAUGGGUAUGAGAUCUUUGAGAGGCAGCUUGCCAGAAAAGUCAUUCUGAAGCCGUGA
Molecule: messenger RNA, 1050 nt
Organism: Exophiala aquamarina CBS 119918
Lineage: Eukaryota; Fungi; Ascomycota; Eurotiomycetes; Chaetothyriales; Herpotrichiellaceae
Exons: 5
Coding region: 1-1050 (349 amino acids)
Molecular function (GO): zinc ion binding; oxidoreductase activity
Source: RefSeq, a predicted model, not a curated record